Durusdinium trenchii is the source of this 375-nucleotide messenger RNA. The record is from the annotation of a GenBank genome assembly. NCBI's taxonomy places the organism in Eukaryota, Dinophyceae, Suessiales, Symbiodiniaceae.
AUGGGGCCAUGGAGCUGUUCUGAGUGCCUUAGCAAGAACGAAGGCGGAGCGAUGUAUUGCAUGCAGUGCAAGCAACCAUCUCCGGAAAUGAAGAGAGCUAUUGAGGAAGAGAAGCAACAGAGAGCAGCGGAUGAAGGAAGAGGUGGUGGCUUAUUUGACCGGCAGGACCCAAAUGACCGGAAUGCAUGGGAUAGUGAUGAUGAAGAGGUGGAUGAGUUUGGAAGACGGAAAAAAAGUAACAGAGCUGUGAAGAGUCGAGGCACGGGUCAGCCGAAGGGGCAGGCUAAGACCGACAAGCACAAGGCAGCCCUAGAAAGAUUGAGGAGCAAACAUGCGAAUGGCCGAGAGGGCAUACGCUCUCGCAGCCGCAGCUGA